Triticum aestivum (bread wheat) is the source of this 807-nucleotide messenger RNA. Its product is annotated as ABC transporter C family member 3-like. Lineage: Eukaryota; Viridiplantae; Streptophyta; Magnoliopsida; Poales; Poaceae. Gene Ontology annotation, molecular function: ATP binding; ATPase-coupled transmembrane transporter activity. The record is from RefSeq and is a predicted model, not a curated record. Gene Ontology annotation, biological process: transmembrane transport. The coding region runs from base 213 to 773 and encodes 186 amino acids. The transcript is spliced from 2 exons. Gene Ontology annotation, cellular component: membrane.
GGCCAGCCGCCAGCCGCCAGAAAGAUCCUCCCUCCGUAGGCGGCGGCGGCGGCGCCCCAUCUGGAGAGGACAAAACGUCGGAGUAAAGAUCUGAUCUCGCGAGCGGAUACGUGGAAUCCUCCUAUCCUGCGAGGCCGAGUGGCAGAAAUCGGCAUCGAUCGUCCAACUUGCUGCCUCGCCCGUUUUCGGUGUUCAGGGGUUAUCUGUUCAUCAUGAAGCAGCCGCUUUUGGACCACGCAACUCCUUCCUCAUCCGAGGCAACAGGCACUAAAUCACUCUUCACAGAUGCUGGAUGGUUCAGCAUCAUCACUUUUUCUUGGAUGGGCCCCUUACUUGAUCUCGGCAGAAAGAAAACUCUAGAUCUCGACGAUGUGCCCUUCUUGGAUGACAGGGACAGUGUCCAUGGGGUCCUCCCUAGUUUCAAGGCAAAGAUUGUGUCAAACUCUGCGACGGGCCAGUUCACCGACGCUACGGCGGCCAAGCUUGCCAAAGCUAUUGUGCUUACAACAUGGAAACCGAUCCUCGUCACUGCCGUCUACGCCCUACUCAGCAGUGUUGCUUCAUAUGUCGGUCUCUACCUGAUCGAGUACUUUGUCGACUACCUGAAUAAGAGCUCAAGGUCCAGCAGAGAGGGCUACGUUCUAGCAUUGACGUUUGUUGUCGCGCAGCUGAUCGAAGGUCUUUCGACGAGGCAUUUGCAGUUUAGAUCAAAACAAGUAGGGGUGCGUGCACGUUCGUCGCUUGUCGCUGCUAUCUACUCCCUCCGUUCCUAAAUAUUUGUCUUUCUAGACAUUUCAAAUGACUACU